Messenger RNA from Camellia sinensis, 2717 nucleotides. RefSeq names its product receptor protein kinase-like protein ZAR1. Gene Ontology annotation, biological process: protein phosphorylation. The record is from RefSeq and is a predicted model, not a curated record. NCBI's taxonomy places the organism in Eukaryota, Viridiplantae, Streptophyta, Magnoliopsida, Ericales, Theaceae. Gene Ontology annotation, molecular function: protein kinase activity; ATP binding; protein binding.
GCCUUGCCAGCUGAAAUCAACUUUACUAUUGUUCAACACUUUCCUACUGUCAAAGCUUCACUGUUCAAAGCUCUCUCUCUCUCUCUCUCUCUCUCAAUCUGUACAACUCCAUUGUUUCUCUUAGGGUUUCACUGCCUCAAUUGAUUUUCUGGUGAAGAAAGGUAAGCACUAACAUACCCAUCUUUCAAUUUCCAACGGUCACUUUUUUUCUUUCAGCUUUUGGGAGAUGUUAGCUUUGUUUUUGCUCAUUUUACUCCUCUUUAAUUCUCAAGCUCUAGUGGGUUCUUUGAAUGAUGAAGGGUUUGCUCUUCUGUCAUUUAAACAGUCCAUUAGAGAAGACCCAGAAGGGUCUCUCAACAAUUGGAACUAUUCUGAUCAAAACCCUUGUUCUUGGAAUGGUGUGACUUGCAAAGAACAAAGAGUUGUCUCUGUUAGCAUUCCAAAGAAGAAACUCUAUGGGUUUCUCUCUUCUUCUCUUGGAUCUCUCUCUGACCUUAGACAUGUCAAUCUAAGGAACAACAAGUUCUUUGGAAGCUUACCUGUUGAGCUCUUUAGAGCUCUAGGGCUACAGAGUUUGGUCAUUUAUGGAAAUUCCUUAUCUGGGUCUAUCCCUUCUGAGAUUGGGAAGCUCAAAUUUCUUCAAAACUUAGAUUUAUCACAAAAUUUCUUCAAUGGGUCAUUACCCACAUCAUUGAUUCAGUGCAAGAGAUUGAGAACCCUUGAUCUCAGUCAAAACAAUUUCACUGGUUCUUUGAUUGGUGGGUUUGGGACUAAUUUGGUUUCCCUUGAAAAACUAAACCUUCGUUUCAACAAAUUCAGUGGUCCAAUUCCUAGUGACUUGGGAUUGUUGGCUAAUUUGCAAGGUACUGUUGAUUUGUCUCACAAUCUGUUUAGUGGUUCAAUCCCAGCUAGCCUUGGUGACCUUCCUGAGAAAGUCUAUAUUGAUCUCACAUAUAACAAUCUAAGUGGGCCAAUACCGCAAACCGGUGCUCUUAUGAACAGAGGACCAACGGCUUUUAUAGGAAAUCCCGGUCUUUGUGGCCCUCCCUUGAAAAAUCCAUGUUCAGAGGGUGCAAGUUCGCCUUCCUCGUACCCUUUCUUGCCAGGUAACAACUCCCUGCAAAAUACCAGUUCCUGUGAUGUGCCCAGUGGGAGUGGAAGAGGGCUAAGUAAAAGUGCCAUAAUUGUGAUUGUUGUAAGCGAUGUCGUUGGAAUUUGCCUUCUUGGGCUUCUCUUCUCAUAUUGUUACUCGAGAGUUUGUCCCUGUAGCAAGAGAAAGGAUGAGAACGGUUAUAUUUUUGAGAAGGGAGGGAAAGGAAGGAAAGACUGUCUAUGCUUCACAAUAGAUGAAUCUGAGACUUUAUCAGAAAAUGUGGAGCAGUAUGAUCUCGUACCAUUGGAUACGCAGGUCGGUUUUGAUCUAGACGAGCUUCUGAAAGCAUCAGCUUUUGUGCUAGGGGGAAAGAGCGGGAUUGGGAUUGUUUAUAAAGUUGUGCUUGAAGAUGGGCUUACCUUGGCGGUUAGAAGAUUGGGAGAAGGAGGCUCUCAGCGGUUGAAAGAGUUUCAGACAGAAGUGGAAGCAAUUGGGAAGCUAAGGCAUCCCAAUAUUGUAACAAUUAGAGCCUAUUAUUGGUCGGUUGAUGAGAAGCUUCUCAUCUAUGAUUACAUACCUAAUGGAAACCUUGCAACCGCAAUUCAUGGGAAGGCUGGAAUGGUAUCCUUCACACCUCUGCCAUGGUCUGUUCGUCUGAAAAUAAUAAAAGGAAUAGCUAAAGGUUUGGUUUAUCUACACGAGUACAGUCCAAAAAAGUAUGUCCAUGGAGACUUGAAGCCGAGUAAUAUACUACUUGGAGCAAACAUGGAGCCCAAAAUCUCCGACUUUGGGCUUGGACGCCUUGCUAACAUAGCCGGAGGAACCCCAACCCUGCAAUCUAGUCGAGUGGCUUCUGAGAAAUGUCUUCAAAGGCAACCAAGCAACUCCCCAUCAGAAGUUGCAACAGUCAAUUCAGCUGCAAGCUUUGGAUGCUAUUAUCAAGCCCCCGAGGCACUACAAGUGGUGAAGCCAUCGCAAAAAUGGGAUGUUUACUCGUAUGGGGUGAUCUUACUAGAAAUGAUCACUGGAAGAUUGCCAGUAGUCCAAGUGGGUAACGCAGAAAUGGAUUUGGUUAGCUGGAUUCAGCUUUGCAUCGAAGAAAAAAAGCCACUCGGAGAUGUUUUGGAUCCAUACUUGGCGGAUGAUGCAGAUAAGGAGGAUGAGAUUAUUGCAGUUUUGAAGAUUGCAAUGGCAUGCAUACAGAGCAGCCCCGAAAGGAGACCGACAAUGAGGCAUAUCUCUGAUGCUUUGGAAAGACUCGAUUGAAAAGUGAAAUAUUAGUCAUCGAUUAAGUGUAGAGUUGUGUUUGAUCUGCUCGGAGGGCUCUACAAAAUGAAUUAAUUGGAAUUUUCAGUGGAAAUACGAGCACGGUGAAGCGGUGAGGGAAGGUGUAAGGAUUUCAUUUAGUUAGGAUCCUCUGUUCUCAGUUGGAGGAAGGGUAGGUGAAGACAGAUCUGCUAUAAGAGCAUGCUGUGAGGAAUUAACUGUUUUAUUUGUUGUUGUGUAAAUUUGUUGUUUGGUGGUAGAGAUGAGGAAGAAUUGUCUUCUUCUUGCUCUUAUUGCUGACCCUUUGUUUGUUGGUUCCCUUGGCUUAUUAUGACAAUUGUUGGUCUGUUGUUCCAUA